AUCUCAAUGAUCUUAGUAUCCUCCAUUCACCAUUUACCAUUCACCCUCAACCUUAGAAGAACGAUCCAGCAUAUGACAGUAGAAUAUGGGGUUGAAAGAAGAUCUCGAGUCGAACCCACCUUGCCAUCCUCGCGCUUGUGCUAUUCAAGAUUGUCUUGGAAAGAAUGAUUAUGACGAAGCAAAAUGUUCCCGCUACAUCGACGCCUUGUACGAAUGCUGCGAUGCUUUCUAUAAAAAACAUGGAGACAACGCAACAAGUCCUAGCUGCCCGAAACCAAACCUUUUACGGUUGAAGAUGAAGCAACGACAAGACGAGAAUAGCAAAUGAGAUUUACGAUUUACAUAGACACAUACAUCAAUAUUAAAAUUGAUCUAGAAUCAUCUUCUAUCUGGCAUUGCGCUCAUAUUCGUUGCGAGAAUCAGGCACUACAUACCGGUACGGAGACGAGGGUGGUAUGUUCUACAUCUCCUUCUUUGCGUCAACCCGAAUAGAGAAACCAGGCAACAUUUACGGAGAGUAGAAAUCGUUCUAGGCGAUCAUUGAGCGCGCAAGAGAUCCGCAUGGGACCUGGACAAGCAUUGAAGGAAAUAAUGGCUUAUCCCGAGACUCUAAUAUGAAUGCCGAUGACAUUAUGAUGGAAGAAAGGAAAAAGGAAUAAAAUUUUCUGC
Daldinia vernicosa is the source of this 669-nucleotide messenger RNA. Its product is annotated as DUF1903-domain-containing protein. The coding region runs from base 86 to 328 and encodes 80 amino acids. The record is from RefSeq and is a predicted model, not a curated record. Gene Ontology annotation, cellular component: mitochondrial intermembrane space. Lineage: Eukaryota; Fungi; Ascomycota; Sordariomycetes; Xylariales; Hypoxylaceae. The transcript is spliced from 4 exons.